AGAAAGCGUCUUUUCCUCGCCUCUUUCACGCCGUCAGCCCGUGAGCCAAAAUCGCUGGCGCGAUUGACAGCCCGUCCGGCCAGCUCAUCAAUAUUUCAGCCGGUGUGUUGCCGUGGCGACGGCGUUUCACCGCAAAGCGGCGGGCGGACGUCCGACGGGCGGUGCGGAACGCCGCCGGCUGCGCUAAGUCCAGAGAGUUCUGGAGAGUCAACAUGGACGCCAAGCCAAGAGCUCAGAGACUCUCUGGUGGACAUGUACACAGAUAACCCUCAAGUGAACGCGGAACUGCGACGGCGACUUCCUUCACCUGGCCAGCGUCCACUGAGCCCUGUCCACAAUUCCGGUGCGGAAACAUUUGACGGGCUAGUGGUCCUUCAGGUUCCCAGUUCUAGCACCGUUCCCCUUCUAGCCCAAGGAAGGACAUCUUGCCCGGCGUCGUCCAGAACGCCGGCAGGCGUCGCGGACAUGGAGACGGACAGUGGACGCUCUCCACCUGGUCCUGAGACCUGGGAGGGUCCAGGCGAUCCGACACCAGGAGGACUCGAUGUCAGCAGCGGCCGUCGGGACGUCGCCGUUGGUCGUACGGCAUCCUGCGGUCAAGCCCCGCCCGUGUACGUAGAAGACGACAAGGUGUCUCUGUUACUCCGAGAGUUGGAUGCACUGGGAGACGCCAACGAGAAGCUGCUCGACCGGCUGCGCCUGAAGGAGGAGGAGCUACAGAGGAAGGAGGUGGAGCUGAUGGUCAACACAAACGAGGCCAAAGCCUGGGAGAGAUCUUCAGAGUUCUUGGACGAGUUGUUGAGCGCUCGCAAGGACAGAGACGAGGCUAUGAUGUCACGAGUCCUGUUGGCCAAUCAGGAGCGAGAUGAGGCCUUACGACACGUCGCUCGACUGCAGCGGGCCGCCGAGUGGGACUCGACUGACAAGUUGCCACUUGGAGACGGUGACUUGGAAGUGGAGGAACUUGUUCAGCGCGUUUGUGACUCGGCCUCCGCGCAAGAAGUGGCUCGCUUCGGCUCGGCCCUGGUCGAACGCGUACGCUCGGUGAUGCGGCGCCGUCGCGACAUCGCCGCGGAGGAGAUGAAGGCCGUCAUGGACGAGCGAGACGCCUCGCUCGCCGAGUGUCGACGUCUGCGACAGGAAGUCCCGCGGGAGAGCGAGCGGACGGCGAGCGAGGAAGCGCCGAUCCGACUUCGGAGGGAGCGAGACGCGGCGUCGCCUGACGGGAAGCGGCCGGAGGCGGAGCUACAGAUGCCGCGAGCCGAUCGCAGCACCCGGCGGAUCGUGAAGGCUCCGCCCCGUGUUGAUGGGCAGCCCCGGACUCCGCCCCUUCUGGCUCAGCUGCAGCAACUGAGCGAGGACAAGCUUCGUAUGGAGGCGGAGCUUCUGCGCUGCCGGGAGGCGGAGCGAGAUGCCCGCGAGAGAGCGCGCAGGUUGGAGCGUCUGGUGGACGUUUUGAGGAAGAAAGUGGGCGCGGGAAGUCCGCGCGCCGUCGUCUGAUGUGUUGGAGACGCUCGAGCUGACGAUGUCAUCUUUUGUCACCAUCAUCAUCAUCAUGUGACUAAUGUUGUUCAUCAACGUUUUGAUUCCGUCGUAAUAAAACUCUGGGCUGUGAAGAAAAAGAAAAUGGACCCCCACCCCGCCAUUUUUGGUGGUCUCCAUGGCGAUGCUGGCCAGCUCGAGCUCAACUUGGGUGUCCCCACGCUCCUAAUCCCGCCGCACCCCUAAUCUGCUUGUCGACAACAAAGACCACCUUUGUUCACGCGUACUUUGGACGGCCGCCACCCGUGCGUGCGUUUCAAGCCAGAGUUAGGGUUUCAAGGAAAGGUUAAGGUUUCAAACGUGGGUCAGCAUUUUAAAUUAGGCUUUGAAGCCAAGGGUAAGGUUUCAAAAUAGGGUUUCAAGACUAGGUCAAGGGGUUAAAAAAAGGGGAUAAGGUUUCAAAUGAGGCUUCCAAACAACUUUCUAAUUAGAGUUUGGAGUCAAGGUUGAGUUCGAGCAAAGUAAGUUUCCAAACCUCGCUGAGGGUUCCAAAUUAGGCUGUAAAGCGAAGGUCAGGGUUUCAAAAUUGGGGUUCCGGUUGAAAAAAGAGUUAAGGUUUCUAAGCAGAGUUUGUAACCCAGUUUAAGGUUUGAAAUUAGGAUUUGAAGCCUGCGUUACCGUUUCAAAAUAAGGUUUCAAACCUCGGUGAAGCUUUUAAAAACGCGUUUCAAUUUCCAACACGACCAUUUAUGGUUUUAAUUUAAUUCCUUUUUCACACGGAGGUUGAAAAAUAGUAGAAGGUGUUAAAUUACAGUUUCAAGAUAAGGUUAGGGUUUGAACUCAAGCCAGGUUUCGGGCUUCGAACGUUGUUGGGUGAGUUUUCAAUUUGGAUUUCGAGUCAGGGUGAAGAUUUCAAAUUAGGGUUUCAAGCCCGGUGUAGCCUCCCGUCUAUCAAAAGAUGAGAUUUGAACUUCGGGUUUGAAGCCUGCGUUACGGUUUCAAAUGUAUGCGUGCGCGUGUUAUUGCGAAAGGAGGCGCCGGCUCUUUUAUUGUGAAAGGUUUCUUUGCUCUUUUGGGGUUUGUUCACAAUGCUGCGAUUGUUGUCUUAUUGCACGACAUUCAUUCCAGUCCCCAUCAAAGCCCCCCUGGGGACCCCCCCGCCCCCGCCCCUCGGCGGCUCCUUCAAAGUUUGCGUCCAGAAGGUGCACGCGGCCUUUUCUUAAACGACGCCGGGGGCCGCCGCCCGGGCCCCGACGGGACCAUAUGCUCGCUUUUAAGGCCGCCGCCCCCUCAGACAAUCGCCGCAGCCCCCCCCCCCCCCCCCCCCCCCCCCAACCAACCAUCCAUCCAUCCAUUCAUUUAUUAGUCCACACUUCUACCUUUGCUUUCCAUCUGCACCACUUAUUAUUAGGAUUAUGAUUUUUUUUUUUUUUGGAACGAUUAUGAAAACAAUUACAAGUCGACAUCCCAGAAUAUUCUUGCCAACAAAAACUAAUACAAAUAUUGCAUUCCCCCCCCACCUAAAAGACCAUUUCAACAUUUUACAUUUUUGGGGUUCUUUAUUUUUUUUAAUGUUUGACCAAUUGAAUUAAAGUCUAAAUAAACUCCAUAAAUGUUAUCGAGUCCAAUUCAAAGAGAAGUGCGGAUGUGUAAAUAUUUCGUGGUGCUUUCGUUAAAAUGUAGCAUUUUGUAUUAUUUCCACAGAACCGAAAAUAAUUUCAAGUAGCUCAGCACAACUAAUGUAAUGAUGCCAUAUUGUCGUACAUUGUAUUCAUUUAUAUUAUAGUCAAGAAAAUGUGUACUUUAUACAAAUAAAUGUUCUUCAUGGAAUCUUUUUGAGUGCCACCGAAAUGUGUUUGUGUUUGUGUGU
Molecule: messenger RNA, 3352 nt
Organism: Phycodurus eques (leafy seadragon)
Lineage: Eukaryota; Metazoa; Chordata; Actinopteri; Syngnathiformes; Syngnathidae
Gene: mipol1
Product: mirror-image polydactyly 1
Exons: 13
Coding region: 253-1500 (415 amino acids)
Source: RefSeq, a predicted model, not a curated record